Molecule: messenger RNA, 1715 nt
Organism: Chilo suppressalis (striped riceborer)
Lineage: Eukaryota; Metazoa; Arthropoda; Insecta; Lepidoptera; Crambidae
Source: the annotation of a GenBank genome assembly
CGCGCCCCUCCAUUCUCCAUUUCUUUCUGAUGAAGCUGUGGUGUUUUGAUGAAGAUUUGACGUAAAUAAAUUUAUGCGUUAGGUACCUUUUUAUGGUUUUGUUUAUCAGAUUUAUUUAGUUUCAAAUUUAAUUUAUUUAGUUAUUUGAAAAUGGUCUGGGGAUUCGUCACUUGUGGUCCAAACGAAGCACUUGUUGUAUCGGGAUGCUGUUAUUCGAAACCCCUCCUGGUGCCUGGCGGCCGCGCCUUUGUAUGGCCUGCUAUACAGAAUGUACAAAGGAUAUCUUUGAACACCAUGACGCUGCAAGUGGAAUCACCAACUGUUUAUACCAGCCAAGGUGUUCCUAUAUCCGUUACAGGUAUCGCUCAGGUCAAGAUCCAAGGUCAAAAUGCUGAAAUGCUGCUGUCUGCAUGCGAGCAGUUCUUAGGAAAAUCGGAACAGGAGAUCCAACAUAUAGCCCUCGUGACCCUCGAAGGCCACCAGCGUGCUAUUAUGGGAUCCAUGACCGUCGAAGAAAUAUAUAAAGACAGGAAAAUAUUCUCCAAAAAGGUUUUUGAAGUAGCUUCAAGCGACCUCAUAAAUAUGGGCAUAACAGUCGUUUCCUACACCCUGAAAGAUAUCCGAGACGAAGAGGGGUACCUGAAAGCCUUGGGGAUGGCGCGCACAGCGGAAGUGAAGAGAGACGCUCGUAUUGGCGAGGCUGAAGCCCAAGCGGAAGCGAAAAUCAAGGAGGCGAUGGCUGAAGAGCAACGCAUGGCGGCACGAUUCCUCAACGACACCGAAAUAGCGAAGGCUCAAAGAGACUUCGAGCUCAAGAAGGCCGCAUACGACGUAGAAGUACAAACGAAAAAGGCCGAAGCCGAGAUGGCAUACGAAUUGCAAGCGGCGAAGACGAAGCAGCGCAUAAAGGAAGAACAGAUGCAGAUAGCGGUCGUGGAGAGGACACAGGAGAUCGCCGUACAGAAGUGGGAGGUGCAGCGACGUGAGAAGGAACUAGAUUCUACCAUACGCAGACCGGCUGAAGCCGAGAAGUACAGGCUUGAGAAGUUGGCGGAGGCUCACAGACUGAAAACAGUAUUGGAAGCAGAAGCGGAGGCGGAAGCGGUCAAAGUGCGGGGAGAGGCCGAAGCGUUCGCCAUCAAAGCGAAAGCAGUUGCGGAUGCCGAGCAGAUGUCCAAGAAGGCUGAAGCGUGGAAGGAAUACGGCUCAGCGGCGAUGGUCGAUAUGAUGCUUGACACAUUGCCCAAGGUGGCAGCAGAGGUUGCGGCGCCGCUGUCUCAAGCGCGCAAGGUGACAAUGGUGUCGUGCGGCGGCGGGGAGGUGGGUGCAGCCAAACUCACCGGCGAGGUGCUCAGCAUCGUGCAAUGCAUCCCCGACCUGGUGAAGGGAGUCACCGGGGUAGACAUCUCCAAGGCUGUGAGCGAACCGCCCCCAGUGCCGACACCCACCGCCCGCGGGGACUCCGGCAGGAAGGCACGAUAACUGCCGACUAAAGUUAGGCCUUCCAAUGACGUUCGUCGAGCAAGCCCGCGCACUUUAAGCUGCAUUCAACAUACAAGUAACAAGAAUUCGUAGCGUUUGUUACAAAAAGAUUAGCUUACAUUGUAUUUAAUGUUAUUUCAGAUUUACAUUAUGUACCUAAUUGUGUAAUGGAUAAUGCAUAAUUUUAUUCUACCCAAGUGCCACUUUUGGAAAACUCAAAGGGAAUACCAAAG